UUGACAGUUGUUUUGUUUUGUCAAACUUGCGUCAUCUACAAAUAAUAAUAGAUAAGUGAAUUAUUACUAAAUCGUGACUAGAUACUUAGGUUAAAAACCGUUUUGAGAUUUGAGUAUAAUGUGAAAAGACUUCAAGAAAAAACACUUCUUUGAUGGGCGAUCGCCAGAGGACGAUUCAAGCUGAGGAGAUGGCUACGACGAGCACUGCGGUAACAACGGUCUCCUCGCAAAUACAAGAGGCGAGCGUUGAGCCAGUGACGGUGAUCACUUUGCGGCCGACUCGCUCCGCGCCGCGUAAGAAGGUCGGCUGGACAGAGGACACUGUGGACAAUGAGCAUAUGAACAAGAAGAAGUCCAAAUGUUGUUGCAUAUACGAGAAGCCGCGGCGGUUCGACGAGUCGGAGUCUGAGAGUAGCGAGGACGAGUGCGAGAACUGCUUCGGGCACGUGGAGCGCAGACACAAGCAUCGCGCGCCUGGACAUGCACACGACACCACCGUCGCCAUGGCUACCACCACCACCACCACGGCAGAGCUACAGAACGAAACAGAGCCGAAUGUGGAGGUGACUCUGCAGCCGUCAGAGGAUCCCCCCGCGCCCCCCACUCCGCCCGCCAGUUAGACUGACGUGGUCGGCAAAUACUCUAAAAUAUUCCUUAUUAUAUUCGUCGUAAGAGAAAUAUUUCUCAUUAUAGACUCAUUUAGUUAGGUUAUAAAAUUUUCUUUCUAAGUUUUCCU
Messenger RNA from Papilio machaon (common yellow swallowtail), 736 nucleotides. Its product is annotated as E3 ubiquitin-protein ligase PPP1R11. NCBI's taxonomy places the organism in Eukaryota, Metazoa, Arthropoda, Insecta, Lepidoptera, Papilionidae. The record is from RefSeq and is a predicted model, not a curated record. Gene Ontology annotation, molecular function: protein serine/threonine phosphatase inhibitor activity; protein phosphatase 1 binding. Gene Ontology annotation, cellular component: nucleus. The transcript has 4 exons. Bases 153 to 620 code for a protein of 155 amino acids.